Messenger RNA from Blastomyces dermatitidis ER-3, 321 nucleotides. RefSeq lists its product as uncharacterized. The transcript is spliced from 2 exons. Bases 1 to 321 code for a protein of 106 amino acids. Lineage: Eukaryota; Fungi; Ascomycota; Eurotiomycetes; Onygenales; Ajellomycetaceae. The record is from RefSeq and is a predicted model, not a curated record.
AUGGGCCAGAUUAGGAAGGGCGGUACAACGGUGGGACUUGGCGUUGGUGUUUUGGAACAUCAAAGAUGGACAGGGUUUUCGCGGAGGUCGCUCCUCAGAUAUCUCCACAACUACAGAUCGGGGAUCUUCCAAAAUCGAGAAGAUUGGUGCAUAUGGCUAGGUCUCUUCACCUUACAAUUUGUAUGGCACUUUGGCCCGGGGUUGUGGUGUGGUAGGGGAGAACGGGGGAUACUCCCACACAGGAGUUUUGAACAACGUCCGGUUCACGUUUGGCUGGAUAACUCCACCACCACACAGGAGAAUAAUUAUGAGAGAUUCUGA